AUGGCUCCUCACGCGGAAGUCGGCACGGGCUCCUCGAACGGGCCGGUAUUCAACGGCCGAGGCUCCUCUGCUACUCAGGACCUCUUCACCGUCAACUCACCCAACGUCACCUAUACUGAUGCGGAGAUCCGUUCUCGAUACACCUACCGCACCACAAAGGUUGAAGUUGAUGCCAACGGCAAGUAUGUUGCCACUCCUAACGAGACUCUCUACGACUUCAAGGUCGACCGCAAGGUUCCCAAGGUCGGUAUGAUGUUGGUUGGUCUUGGAGGCAACAACGGCACCACCGUUACCGCUGGUAUCCUCGCCAACCGCCGUCAGCUCGCCUGGGACACCAAGGAAGGCCCCCGCGAGUCCAACUACUACGGCUCCGUUGUCAUGGGCUCAACCCUCAAGCUCGGCCAUGACGCCAAGACUCACCAGGAGGUCAACAUCCCCUUCCACAACAUCCUUCCUAUGGUCCACCCCAAUGACCUGGUCAUCGGAGGUUGGGACAUCAGCAAGAUGAACCUGGCUCAAGCCAUGGACCGCGCUCAGGUCCUCGAGCCCACCCUCAAGGCCCAGGUCAAGAAGGAGAUGGCUGAGAUGGUUCCCCUUCCCUCCAUCUACUACCCUGACUUCAUUGCUGCCAACCAAGAGGACCGUGCCGACAACGUCCUCGAGGGUACCAAGGCCUGCUGGGAGCAUGUUGAGAAGAUCCGUCAGGAUAUCCGCGACUUCAAGGCCAAGAACGGCCUCGACAAGGUCAUCAUCAUGUGGACUGCCAACACUGAGCGAUACGCCGACCUGAUCGAGGGUGUCAACGACACUGCCGAUAACCUUCUCAAGGCAAUUGAGCAGGGACAUGAGGAGGUUUCCCCUUCUACCGUCUUUGCUGUCGCUUGUAUCCUCGAACAAGCCCCUUUCAUCAACGGCUCUCCUCAAAACACCUUCGUCCCUGGUGCCAUUGAGCUUGCCGAGAAGCACAACGCCUUCAUUGGUGGCGACGACUUCAAGUCUGGCCAAACCAAGAUGAAGUCUGCCCUUGUUGACUUCCUCAUCAACGCCGGCAUCAAGUUGACUUCCAUUGCCAGCUACAACCAUCUUGGAAACAACGACGGCAAGAACUUGAGCUCCCAGAAGCAGUUCCGCUCCAAGGAGAUCUCCAAGUCCAACGUCGUUGAUGACAUGGUUGAAGCCAACCACGUCCUCUACAAGAAGGGCGAGCACCCCGACCACUGCGUUGUCAUCAAGUACAUGCCUGCUGUCGCCGACAACAAGCGUGCUCUCGAUGAGUACUACGCUGAGAUUUUCAUGGGUGGCCACCAGACCAUUUCACUCUUCAACAUUUGCGAGGACUCUCUCCUUGCUUCUCCCCUGAUCAUCGACUUGGUCAUCAUUGCUGAGAUGAUGUCUCGUAUCCAGUGGAAGGCCGUGUCCUCCGAUGGCACUGCUACCACUGAGUAUAAGAGCUUCCAUAGUGUCCUGAGUGUCCUCAGCUACAUGCUCAAGGCUCCUCUGACCCCUCCUGGCACCCCCGUUGUCAACGCUCUUGCUAAGCAGCGCGCUGCCCUGACCAACAUCUUCCGUGCUUGUGUUGGUCUUGAGCCCGAGUCCGACAUGACUCUUGAGCACAAGCUUUUCUAG
Molecule: messenger RNA, 1626 nt
Organism: Fusarium coffeatum
Lineage: Eukaryota; Fungi; Ascomycota; Sordariomycetes; Hypocreales; Nectriaceae
Exons: 2
Coding region: 1-1626 (541 amino acids)
Biological process (GO): inositol biosynthetic process; phospholipid biosynthetic process
Cellular component (GO): cytoplasm
Molecular function (GO): inositol-3-phosphate synthase activity
Source: RefSeq, a predicted model, not a curated record